Molecule: messenger RNA, 2832 nt
Organism: Trichoderma atroviride IMI 206040
Lineage: Eukaryota; Fungi; Ascomycota; Sordariomycetes; Hypocreales; Hypocreaceae
Biological process (GO): signal transduction involved in filamentous growth; fungal-type cell wall organization; establishment of cell polarity
Cellular component (GO): extracellular region; plasma membrane; cell surface
Molecular function (GO): osmosensor activity
Source: RefSeq, a predicted model, not a curated record
AUGCAGACCAAGGUUUUCGCCUUGGCGGCCACCUUUGCCUUGUCCGUGGCCGCCUCCAACGCCGAGCGUCCCAAGUUCUACUACCCUCACAAGAUCAAGCGCGAGGUGGGCGGCGUCUCCAACUCAACAAUCUCCCACACGACAACCAGCUCCACUGCCAGCACUUCUUCUAGCAGCACUACCAGCUCGACGACUUCUCAAGAUUUGGCCGACUACCUUUCCAGCCUUCUGGCGGGAGCGGGUGCUGCUCACUCAAGCACUUCAAGCACCUCGAGCACCUCGACUUCUGCUACCAGCUCGUCAGCCAUCAGCUCAUCGGCCAGCAGCUCAGCCGACAGCAGCUCUUCCGACAGCAGCUCUUCACAGGCCAGCGCUUCUCCAUCAGGCAGCGUGACGACCAUUGUUCGACAAAAGACAAUUGUCGUUACGGCGCCACCCGAGGGAGCUACCCCGACUCCUCCUCCUUCUGGAGUGUCUAGCUCGGAUUCUGCUUCUCAGUCAUCGGCUGCUUCUUCCUCGGCAGAUUCCAGCUCUGCUUCCUCAGUUGCUGCUCAGCAAUCUUCUAGCUCAGCUGCUUCCUCGUCUGCCUCGUCGUCCCAAGCUUCUAGCUCGGCUUCCGAUAGCUCGGCCUCUUCUAGCGCAGCCACCUCUUCUGGAGCCGCCUCUAGCCCUUCGGCCUCGGCCAGCUCUGACGGACUUGGUCUCAGCCUCGGCCUAGGACUUUCACUCGGAGGAAGCUCGACAAGCUCUUCUUCGGCAACCGCCAGUGCUUCGAUCCCUACAGGAACCGGCUCUUCCCCUGUGGCCUCUGCUACGCCUACUGGCUCUGCUACGCCUACUAGCUCUGCUACCCCUUCCAGCUCUGCUGAUCUGGGCCUCAGCAUUGGUCUCAGCCUUGGUGACAAAUCGACCUCUUCUGCAGCAUCCUCUUCGGCUACCGCAUCGUCCAAGGCCACUGACACCGGAAUCAUCAUCAAUCCCACUGGCGUGCUCUUCCCCUCCUCCACCAGUGUUACUGCCUCAGAGUCUGCCAGCGCCAGUGCCAGCAGCACUCCUGAUAACAGCAGCGUCUCGGGCAACUCUACCGCCGCCGAUGUCUCCGUCUCUCAGUCUCAGACCUCCUCUGGCUUACCAGUUCAGACGUCACUUUCCGGUACUGGUGCUUCGUCCACGUCAAAGGGCGGCCUUCUCCCCACCUUGUCGCUGCCCACGAUUCUGCCUACCUUGUCUUUGCCAACGACUCUGCCAACCCUGUCUCUGCCAACGACUCUGCCACCCGUGAUUCCCACUUCAUCGCCCACGGCAUCUGCAUCGGAUGUUGGCAACGCAACUUCCUCGGACGUUCCCCCCUCGACUUCCAGCUCCAUCGGCCUGAGCAUCUCGCUCCCUCUUACGCUCCCGCCAAGCUCCACAAGCUCAAGCGUAAGCUCCGAUGUCCCGGUUGGCAACUCUACUAGCAGCGAGCCUCCUGUCACUAGCCCUCCCACGAGCAUCCCCACCAGCGUUCCGGCCGGCACUACCAGUGCUCCCACCGGCUCUGUCACGGGCGUUCCUGUCAACACUACCAGCUCCGACGAGCCGACGAGCCCAGUCACCUCGCCUUCUGUCUCGGUCACUGGCUCAUCUUCCUCUGCUGUUGAGACCGGCUCCGUUGCCAACUCUACCGCCGUUACGUCUGCUCCCGCUACGUCUGCUCCUGCGACCGAAUCAACGGCCCCACCAACCAGCGUUGCACAAGCUACAUCGACCCCUGCUUCUACUCUGGUCACCGUCUCGAAAUCUUCAGCUCCGUCGGUCACUUCGCCACCUGUCCUGACAGUAUCCUCGAGCGCCGAGCCCAUUACUAGCAUCAAGCCCACCGCUACCUUGACCAACACUGCUGACUGGCUGCCAACAUCCAUUGUGAUUGAGCCCACCACAAAUGCAUGGACUUCCCCGGCCUCUACUCAAUCCGUUUCCACUGCCACCGCGCUGCCAACCAAUGUUCCCAAGAUCAUCUACCCUGAUGACCCCAACACUCCUGUUCCCGAAGGUACUGAGCCCAUCCAGAUUGGAUUCUUGUAUCCUCUCAACUACAUGUUUGUUGCCAGCAACACUGUCGCAGCUGCCCAGAUCUUCAAGUACUUGCCGCAAGCUCUUGCCAACGCAGCUGGCAUUGAUGUCGAAAAGGUCCAGGUUGCCAAACUUAUUCCUUACGAUACCCGUGCUCAGUGGGGCUAUGUGACUGCUCUGGCCGUCAUCAACUACCCCCAGAACCUCAUUGAUAAGCUUCAGCUGGACAUGUCGGUUGCCAACUCUGCCAUCUACAACAACCCCGACUCCAUUGUCCGCAGCUUGACUGGUCAAAUCAACCCCAAGAUUAGCAUCUUUGGCCAGAUCAAUGAUGCCGGUUCCGCUGGUGGCAGCUCUGGCUCCACCGGCGAUGAUGGCGGUGCUGCCCCUGCUGCUGGCUCUGGCAACGAUGCCUUUGGCACUACCAGCACGGAUAACCAGUCCUCGUCCCAAAAGGCCAAGACCGCUGGUAUUGCCAUCGGUUCCAUCAGUCUUGCUUCCCUCUACGGCGGUGCCAUGUUCAUCAUUGCCCGCCGCUACAAGCGCAAGAAGCAGUCUCACCGCCGCUCCAGCUCCAUGAGCACCGACCAGCGCUCAUCUGGCAUGCAGUACACCGGUAACGGAAGCCCUGCCCUCAUGGGUGGUGCCCUGAUGAGCCGCGACAUGAGCACUUAUGGCGGCACCGGAGUUCGCGACAGCCACAACAGCGGAACGAGCUCUGCUCGAACUGCCAACAUCUCCGCCCCCGUUGCCGCUGAGAACUCCCUUGGCUGGAACUGA